Messenger RNA from Pararge aegeria (speckled wood butterfly), 6227 nucleotides. RefSeq names its product protein strawberry notch (gene sno). Lineage: Eukaryota; Metazoa; Arthropoda; Insecta; Lepidoptera; Nymphalidae. Gene Ontology annotation, biological process: regulation of DNA-templated transcription. The transcript is spliced from 28 exons. Bases 197 to 4270 code for a protein of 1357 amino acids. Gene Ontology annotation, molecular function: histone binding; chromatin DNA binding. The record is from RefSeq and is a predicted model, not a curated record. Gene Ontology annotation, cellular component: nucleus.
UCUCUUUUGAACAUUUUUAAUAUGGCGGAAGAAUUGACCGCCGUCAGGUCGUCUAGUUUUUAUUAAGUGCAAAAUAAGACAUUUUCGGAGUUUUAUGCACUUGUGUGAUGUUGUUGUAAGGGUUUUUUAAUUCUCAAUCUUCAAACAUUAAUAAUCCGUCGCUCAAUAUUCUUUAAAGGCUAAUUCAAGGAUAAAAAUGUCAAAACGGCAGGCAUUUGGUGAUCACAACCCUGCAGCAUCAGAUGAUGACUCUGAUUUUGAUGAUGAUGAGGAUCCAGAUAAUUUGGAAGUGCCAGGCGGCGGCAAGACGCUGGCGGCGGCCGCGCGGCUGGGCGACAAGGCCAAGCCGCACACCAUGAUGCCGGUCACCGUCAGGGCCACCACCAACCCUCUGGCAGCCGCUUCCGGCGUGGCGUUCGGGCAGGCCACCAACGUGAAGCCCAUCAAGAUAUCGGCCACGUCGCUCACCAAGCCCGUGCACCUCGGCAUGGGCAUGGGCAUGGGCAUGGGUAUGGGCAGGGGAGCGCCGGUCGCGCCCGCCGCCGGCUCGUCCGCCUUCACCAGCGCCGCCUCGCUGCUCGCGCAGAUGGAGAUGGUGGGCAUGCAGAGCAUGAACUCGUACCUGCUGCAGAACCUCAACCAGAUCCUGGCCUCGGGCAUGGGCGGCCCGCUGGCCGGCAUGCUGGGCCAGUUCGCGCAGGUGCCGCCCUGGGCGCAGAAGGGCAUGUGGCCGCAGGAGAAGAUUCCCGGCGAGGAAGAGGAAGUGGACGACGAGGAGAUGGGAGUGGCCGAGACCUACGCGGACUACAUGCCGCCCAAACUGAAGCUGGGCCGCAAGCACCCGGACCCGGUGGUGGAGACGGCGUCGCUGUCGUCGGUGGAGCCGGUGGACGUGACGUACGCGCUGAGCCUGCCCGACGACACGGUGCGCACCGGCCUGCUGUCGGCGCUGCAGCUGGAGGCCGUGGUGUACGCGUCGCAGGCGCACGAGCACAUGCUGCCCGACGGCACGCGCGCCGGCUUCCUCAUCGGCGACGGCGCGGGCGUGGGCAAGGGGCGCACCAUCGCCGGCAUCAUCUUCGAGAACCACGUGCGCGGCCGCAAGCGCGCGCUGUGGGUGUCCGUGUCCAACGACCUCAAGUACGACGCCGAGCGCGACCUGCGCGACAUCGGCGCCGGCAAGAUCGAGGUGCACUCGCUCAGCAAGCUGAAGUACGCCAAGAUCUCGUCGGCGGUGAACGGCAACCUGAAGAAGGGCGUGGUGUUCAGCACGUACAGCGCGCUCAUCGGCGAGACGCAGGCCAACACCAAGUACCGCUCGCGCCUCAAGCAGUUGCUGCAGUGGUGCGGAGAGGACUUCGACGGCGUCAUCGUUUUCGACGAGUGCCACAAGGCCAAGAACCUGUGCCCCGUGGGCUCCGGCAAGGCCACCAAGACCGGACUCACGGCGCUCGAGCUGCAGAAUAAGUUGCCCAAGGCGCGGGUGGUGUACGCGUCGGCCACGGGCGCCUCGGAGCCGCGCAACAUGGCCUACAUGGUGCGCCUCGGCAUCUGGGGGGAGGGCACGCCCUUCCCCACCUUCAUGGACUUCAUCAACGCCGUGGAGAAGCGGGGCGUGGGCGCCAUGGAGAUCGUGGCCAUGGACAUGAAGCUGCGAGGCAUGUACAUCGCGCGGCAGCUGUCGUUCCACGGCGUGUCGUUCAAGAUCGAGGAGGUGCCGCUGUCCGAGCCCUUCCGGGACACGUACGACAAGGCGGUGGCGCUGUGGGUUGAGGCCAUGCAGCGCUUCACGGAGGCGGCGGAGCUGAUCGACGCGGAGCCGCGCAUGAAGAAGACCAUGUGGGGGCAGUUCUGGUCGGCACACCAGAGGUUCUUCAAGUACCUCUGCAUCGCCGCCAAGGUGAACCAGGCCGUGGUGCUGGCGCGCGAGGCGGUGAAGUGCGGCAAGUGCGUGGUCAUCGGGCUGCAGAGCACGGGCGAGGCGCGCACGCUCGACCAGCUGGAGCGCGACGACGGCGAGCUGUCGGACUUCGUGUCCACCGCCAAAGGCGUGUUCCAGACCCUCGUGGAGAAACACUUCCCGGCACCGGACCGGGAGCGCAUCAACCGGUUGCUGGGCCUCGAAGCCAAGACGAAGGCGGUGGUGCCCGUCCCCGUCGUCGCGCCACUCAACGGCAAGAACGGGCUUCCGGACAGCGCGGCCAAGAGGAAAUUGACGGCGCGGCAGCUGGUCAACGCGGCGGCCAAGCGCAGGCGCGGCGGCUCCUCCUCGGACGAGUUCAUCCGCUCGGACGACGAGCUGGACGCCGAGCUCGAGGGCGAGGCCGAGGCGGAGGCCGACUCGGAUCGCGAGGAGCGCCGCUCCGACUCCGAGCUCAGCGACUUCAACCCCUUCCGCGCGGGCAGCGACAGCGACGACGAACCGUGGGUGGGCCGCAAGAAGAAAGUGUCGAAAAAGAAGAAGGCGCCCGCGGCCGCCAAGAAGAAGACGAGCACGCAGGACAAGAUAGAGACCAUGUUCACGCGCAAGAGCCAGGCGCCGCCGCCGCCCGCCGUCACCGUGACGGCCGCGGGCCGCAGCCUCACCGGCACGCCCGUCGGCACCAACGGCCUGUACCUCGGGCCGGCGCGGCCCGUGGCGCCGGCGCGCUCCGCCAUCGAGCGCGCGUGCAGCAUGAAGGAGCAGCUGCUGGCGGCCGUGGAGCGCCUGGGCCGCCGCCUGCCGCCCAACACGCUCGACCAGCUCGUCGACGAGCUGGGCGGCACCGACAACGUUGCGGAGAUGACGGGGCGCAAGGGGCGCGUGGUGCAGACGGAGGACGGCCAGAUCCUGUACGAGAGCCGCUCGGAGGCCGACGUGCCGCUGGAGACGCUCAACCUCACCGAGAAGCAGCGCUUCAUGGACGGCGAGAAGGACGUGGCCAUCAUCUCGGAGGCGGCCUCCAGCGGCAUCUCGCUGCAGAGCGACCGCAGAGCGAGAAAUCAAAGGCGGAGAGUACACAUUACGUUAGAAUUGCCGUGGUCGGCAGACAGAGCUAUACAACAGUUUGGGCGCACGCACCGCUCCAACCAAGUGAACGCGCCGGAGUACGUGUUCCUGAUCUCGGACCUGGCGGGCGAGCGGCGCUUCGCGUCCACCGUGGCCAAGCGCCUGGAGUCGCUGGGCGCGCUCACGCAUGGCGACCGGCGCGCCACGGAGUCGCGCGACCUCAGCCAGUUCAACAUCGACAACAAAUACGGUCGCACGGCGCUGGAAGCGGUCAUGAAGGCGAUCAUGAAGUACGAGACGCCGCUGGUGCCGCCUCCGGGCGACUACGCGGGUGACUUCUUCCAGGACGUGGCCUCCGCGCUCGUGGGCGUGGGCCUCAUCGUCAACAGCGAGGCCGCGCCCGGCAUGCUGGCACUGGACAAGGAUUACAACAAUAUGUCAAAGUUCCUCAAUAGGAUACUUGGCAUGCCCGUAGAUCUGCAAAACAGACUCUUCAAAUACUUUACUGACACACUCGCCGCUGUUAUGGAACAAGCGCGGCGCAGCGGGCGCUUCGACCUCGGCAUCCUGGACCUGGGCAGCGCGGGCGAGAGCGUGCGGCGCGUGCGCUGCGUGCGCUUCCUGCGGCGCCACGCCACCGGCCAGGCGCCCGUCGAGCUGCACACCGUGCACUCCGAGCGCGGGCUGGAGUGGUCGGUGGCGCUGGAGAAGCUGUCGGCCGGCGGCUCGGCCGAGGAGGGCUUCUACGUGUCGCGCACGCCGCGCAACGGCAAGCUCACCGCCGUGCUGUGCCUGGCGCACACGCCCGCGCGCCCCGAGCGCCGCGACCGCCUCGCCAAGAAGGAGCGCAUGUUCCAGAUAUACAAGGCCAACACGGGCCUGCAGCUGCGCCUCGAGUCGCUGGCGGAGAUCGAGAAGAAGUACCGGCGCGCCGAGCCCGGCGACGCGGAGGCCGCGUGGCGCGCGCAGCACGCCGCCUCGCUGCGCACGUGCGCGCACGCCUACUGGCGCGCCACGUGCCGCGACCCGCACUGCGAGGUGGGCCUGCGGCGCCGCACGCACCACGUGCUGGCCGGCUCGCUGCUGGCCGUGUGGGCGCGCGUGGAGCAGGCGCUGGCGGCGCGCUCGGCCGGCAAGAUGCAGGUGGUGCGCCUCAAGACCGACGACGGGCUCAAGAUCGUCGGUACGCUCAUUCCAAAGAACUGCGUGGACACGCUGAAGGAGGCGCUGUCGUCGGACGCCGUGUCCGUCACCGAGCAGACCUUCGAGUCGGACCGCUAGGCCGGCGCACGGCCGCCCGCCGGUGCCCUCCCCUCCAGAGAGAAUCCCCCGUGAAUAGAUGCCGUUUCCUCCGAAACACGCGUGUCUGAGCUGAGGACGACGAUUAUGGAUAUACUAGAGUAAUAGCUGAAAUGAAUAACCUGCGCACGCCGCUCCCCCGACGCUGCUCGGGAACGAGUCCCGCGGCACUUGGCGCGAGCGGGAACGCACAGUGUGCGUGCGUAGCUCGACUGGCACGUGGGUAACUAGUUUUACCGUGCAGAAUCGUCUGAAAUGACUUAUUUGCAAUCGUGCGUUUUUAAAAGUUGAUCUUUCAAAGCGCGACGCGGCAGACGGUAGCGGCGAAGUUGUAUCUAUGCGACAGGUAAAGUAGUGGCAGUCGAGGCGCCUGUUGGGCACGCAGUAGCCUAGUCAAUGGAAAUUGAGCCACAAUUUUUAAAGCAAACAUCAAAUGGAUUUUUCGACGAAGACUUGCCUUUUUGAUUUGCGCGAAUGAUAGAAUUCUCAACGAAAAUAAUAGCCCAGAAGAAGAGGUAUAUUUCCUCGUUCGGAGAGGGUAUUUUACGUUUUGUGAUAGUUAAGGAUCGCGUACACUUUAAGUGAAAAUAUGUUCCUCUUCGUAAUGUGCACGCGCGUCAACCGAUAUAGUAAUGUACGAUGUUUUAUUUAUUUAAUUAUUGUAAGAUCUACGAACUAAGUUGUACCACCAAUGGUUUUUAGCUUUUAUAAUUUCAUGUCGUCUUCGUCUUUUUAAUGUAAGUCAUCCGUAGGGAACUAGAGAUUCGUAUACGAGAAAUCUUUUGUACAAAAUAUCAAUUAGUAAAGCUGAACUUUUUUAAUGACACAGAAAAAUAUAACAAAACCAAUAAGUUUAUUUAUUAAGACGCUUCCACCGGCGCUCCCACCUGCGUCGAGCAGGCUGCGACUGUAGCGCGGUCGCAGCGCGUUUGUUUAAGCAAUUGCUUAGUGCAAACGGUCCCAAUCGAGCGAUUUGUAUAUACUUUAUAUUAGGCAUCAAGAAUUUUGUAUUUCCAUUCAAGCCAAAAAAUUAAUAACAUAUUUUUUAUCUGCACUUUCCUUUAGUUUAUUCAUUGAUGUAUGUUUGGUGGUGUGAUGACUACAGAAGACUAACUGAGGAAGAGACACAGAGCGCGGCGGUGUCUCAGUAGUAGGAGCGUUCCCGAAAGUUGCAACUGGCCGAUCUCAAAGUAUUAUCAGAGUAGUCUCACUCACUUCGGUCAACUCUCGUGACGCAUCGCUGUGGCGUCGUAUUUACUGUGAUUGUAUUAUUGUAAGUGCAAUAAACAUAUUAGGAAAUAUGUAUAUUUGAAAGAGACGAAAAAAUGUCCUGGUUCUCUUUUGUUUAAAUUAGAACUCGUAAAAAUAUGGAUGGCCGCGUUCACUAAACUUAGAGAUCGCCUAAAUCGCCUGAACGAUUUAGGCGAUGUCUAAAGACAAGAAAAGUUUCUCCAUAUCUUUGGUGAUAACUAUUCGUCUUAUGUCUCGGAAUGUCCAAGGCAAUGCCAUAUCAGGCAACGCCUAAUCUAAAUUAGGCGUUACUUAUGAUGACAUUGCCUGGUUCGUCGUUAGUGAAAACGGGCAGUAACGUAAGAUGCCAAGUAGCACAUGAUAAUAUGAUUAGUCGUUUUAAAAAUGUGUACCGACAAAAUUAUAAUAUUGGCAGUUCAAUGUCGCAAACAGGGCGACACGAUAAGUAUAUAUACAUAUGUUAUUACGAUUUUAUAUGUAUAUUAUUAUGCGACGAUUAUUGUUUAAGUUGAAGAAAAUAAAAUAAAAAUAAUGACAAAAAUAUAACUAUAUCAUAAGAAUGCGUUGCUCCGUUAGACAUGUAAAUUGACAUUUGCUAAUGUUCGUCGUCUCACAGUUUUCGCGACUGCCCCGCAUCGGACUUGUCUGUCUUUAUGUAUAAAGACAAAUAAAUGUACAUAUAAUUUAA